Funneliformis caledonium is the source of this 600-nucleotide messenger RNA. Lineage: Eukaryota; Fungi; Glomeromycota; Glomeromycetes; Glomerales; Glomeraceae. The record is from the annotation of a GenBank genome assembly.
AUGGUUUUAGAGCAAAUGUUCACUUUAAUUGAUAGCAACUGGGAAGACACGAAAUCGAAAUUAAGUGAACUUUUCUCCAACAAAGUAAAACGUGGCACAGCAAAAGCCUUUCUUCUAGAUAUUGAUAUGACGAAACGGUUGGAAUACUUUGACGGGUGGCUUUUACUUUAUAUUUCGGAUGCGAACAAUUUGGUCCGUGAAACCGCUUACGAGGUAUUAGUAGAAAUUUGUACUCGAUUUCUUGCACUUAACAAGGACAUUCUAAAUGUUAAUAACUUUAAUGAACGGCGCACGCAAUAUUCGAGAGAGAAUACGUCAAAAAUGGUAUGUUUGACUUGGUUGUUUUGUCACCCUCUAUCUCCUACCACUUUCGAAAAGAUGAUGAGCCCUAUCCCGUCAAGAAAAUCGAUAAGGCAAAAGUUGAAGAAUGUUACAAAUAAUGUCCCACCAGAUGUCUUGGCCGAAUUGAAUCAAUUUAACCAAGAUCGGCUCCAGGAUUUCUUUAAGGGUGCACAAGUUUAUUUUAACGAACAUAUGCCCUCUCAACAAUUUACUCAACGCAAUGCUCUUGUUAGCCAUGUUCGUACCCCGAUAAGGUGA